GUCUCGCUUUCAUGGUGUAACUGCACUCCAUGCUUUCGCACUUCCUUGACAUCAGGGUUCAGUCCGAAUACUCUACUAGGACACGAAAUUGUGGCACGAUGUUGACAAUAGCGGAGGUUCGAGAGACUCGGGGCUUUUCGUGAAUAUGACCGCGAGCUACGGUACCUCCUACCGCUUGUCAUCACAGCUGGGAAUACUCAGUACGUUGAAUGGAUUGAAAGCGCGACUACGGUCAUGGUACUUCGGAGCCAGAAGAUCCGAGCAUAUCAAAGACGUCAAGUAUACUUGGGCACUAUCGGAGUGGUGAACCUGGGCGCAUGGUCCAUGUCCCAUCCUGGCCAGAGAGACUCGUGAGCUAAUCAUGCUGUGAGAACUUCACGAACUAUAUGGUUGCUGCCGGCAUACAGCAGAGCAGUCUUCGUCGUGCAUACCCUACUCAG
Molecule: messenger RNA, 440 nt
Organism: Punctularia strigosozonata HHB-11173 SS5
Lineage: Eukaryota; Fungi; Basidiomycota; Agaricomycetes; Corticiales; Punctulariaceae
Exons: 2
Coding region: 146-307 (53 amino acids)
Source: RefSeq, a predicted model, not a curated record